UAAAAGACGCGGUAAAAUAAAAGUCUUGUCUGUGGUCAUUUGUAGGUAUUUAAAGUGAGUUUGUGCUUUUGCACCUUUAAAAUGUAAUUAAAAGGUCGCGAAACGUGCGAAUGAAGUCAAUCAAAUUGGCACCAUGUAGCCGAUCGUCAGUUGUUACCAUCCCUAACCUAAGUUCCGCGUUCGUGUUCCAUUUUUUUUAGUAUUAAGUUGUUAUUGUUGAACCGAUGCCAGGAUGCCUAAGUCCCGCAACCCUGGACGAGGGAGGAAAAAGAAACCAUUAUCCUCGAGAAGCAAGUCUUCCUCUUGCAAAAAUCGGGACAGAAAGGGGUCGCCUGUGCCCCAAACCAGUCGGCAAGGUGCCCCCAAAACGCACAGCCCGCUCAGUUCUAACUCGGAGACUAGCCCAUUUAAGGGUUACGGUGACAAUGCCAGGCAAACCGGGGCCAAGGAAGACUUGUUUGAUAAGUUGCUAAAGCCAGAGUUUGUGAAUCUUCACAAAAGUAUAAAGACUUAUUCGAAUAAGAAGAAGGCGAGUCGUGCUAAUGAAACACGUUUGUUGGAGUUUCACGACUGUAAAAAUCGUGACGAAAUUGUUCAGUGGUUGAACGAUAACCGGAAUGUCUUUGAUCGGCUCACUCAGACCCAAAGCCAGGACUGUUUUUCGGUCGUUAGUGACGCCUUGACUUUCGACAUGCCGUCGGUGUCGCAACUCCACACUCCAAGGACCAAAAGAUCGAGACAGGAAGUGCAGCCCCGACGGAGUCCUUAUAAGCUCCGAGCACGUUCUUUGGACAUUCACGUUAAAAAAAACGGCCCUAGCGGCAGGAGCAAGAGACAUUCCGUGGCUGGAGACACUCCCGAUUUGGAAGACUACCACAUUGAGGAAGCAGUCACGGAUGAAGAGGUCCCAGCUCCCGCCGCUAUAGAAAUAAUCGAUUUUAUGGAAGAUGAGUAUUUGGAUAACUUAGAACGGGAAAUGUUGCGUGAGAGGAAGAACCACAGUAAUUCUGGAUGGGAGAGAAUCAAAGACAUGAGUAAAAGCAUUACUCCGAAAAAGCCCAAACAGUUGGAUAUUGUGCUACAAAGCGGCGAUAGAAAAGACUCCAGCCUGGAAGACGAGAGUUUCCCGUGUUACGAUUACGAGUUGUUGGAAAAUUAUUUUAUAGAGAAUAUGGAAGACAUGAUGUUGAAAAGGGAGGACUCCUCAGUUAGCGGCCAUUCAGACGGAAGGAACACUCUUCGAAAUGCCAUAAACGUGGGCAAACUUUUCCUAACCAUGGUCAGAAAAUUGACACAAGGCGGAAACAAAGAGCAUUUGGGGGAAAUAUUGCCGAUCGUGGCUGAAAUCAAACAGUUGUUUAGCACUUCUGGGAAAAAUUCUUCGACUCAGACUCCAAUUAUUCAAAAUUAUUCAAAAAUUAUUCAGAGUGAACCAAACACAACGAACAUUGCCAUACAAACUGAGUUAGAAACUAUCGAUACGUCUAUCCAGACUGAUAAUUUAAGUUGCCAUAAAAAUAUUCAAACUGAAAUUAAAAAUACCGAAAAAGUCGAAACUGUUCCUCAAAUAUUACACCGAGAGUCAACUACGGCAACGUCGACUCCAUCCGAUCUCAUAUUUAUUGACCAGGAAAAUGAAGACGUAACGAAGGCGUUUGAACCCGAGAAAAAUCAGGAUAAAAUUAUCAGUGUGAAGGAACCAGAGUGUGACGCUUUUGAUGACGAUCUUGACUUUAAUUUCAAUACAGAGGAAUUAAUUAAAGCUAGUAAAAUUGUGGAGAAAAAUGACGACGUUAGGGACAGUGGACAGUCCUGUUUGAUUGUAUUACAUGCGAGUGGAAAGGAGAGCGUCAAGGGGGUCAAAAGGUAUCAAGCUGAGAGUCCACUUGGCGGAGAAGGGAGUAGGACGAAAAGACCUUGUGCCAAGUUCUUACGUGAUGACUUGUCGGUGGCAUUUUCUACGUGCGCUGAUGAGGACAGGAAAGAGGGGGAAGUAAUACAACUUGAGGAGGAUAGUGAUGAUGAGUAUUUACCGGAUCUACUUAAUAAAAGCAAAAAGUUGAUAUCAAAUCCCAAGGAACCCGAACCAACUCCGAAAACUCGUACCCAAGAACAGAUUGAAGAAUUAGAAAAUAUAAUAUACAACGCUACCAAGCGUGUGUGUUUUGCUGGCCAGAACGAGAAACAUGUUAAAGAGACACCAAGUACGAGUGUCCAACACUUCAAACCUUGCAGAGUAGAAGACGACUUGGAUUAUUUUAAGCCGUAUAGUUCGACUACGCCCAACCACAAUAAUAAUACAAUUACAAAAACUCGUCGAAACUUGUUCAAUUCAAAAACUGAUCAAGAUAAUCGGUUUUCAGACUCGUUAUUUGUGAGUGAUAGAAACGAAAGUGUUGUGCUUAACAAAACCAUAACUCCGAAUAAUGUCGACGAGAUUAUAAAAGAAAUCAACUGGGAUGACGAUUUCGAAGGACACGACAGAGAAGUUGAGGAAAUUUUAAAACGCGAAAAAACGAAAAUUAAAAUCUUGGACAAUGUGUUAGUGAAACCUGCGUGUUCGAGUGUGAAAAAUGACGAUAAUGUGAGUGAAGCUGAUGAUGAAAAUUGUUACUCCGAUGUGGAUUUUGUUGAAUCGACGCCCCAGAAAAAAGUCCCGAGUUUCUCCAAACACAAAGACGAGUCGGCGCUUGAUAUCACAUUACCACCACCGCUAGAGUUUCAAGAUAGCGAAAAACACGAAAAUGUUACAACAAAAUUUGAAAUUCCCGUAUCGCCACGACGCCCUCUUGCUGUGCUUAAUAAAGUAACGAGUACACCGAUUUCGCAAAAAAGGGACUCUGAAAAUUUCCCAAGUCUCUCGCCCAUACCUCCAACCAAGACAAAAAAUUCAAAGAACCGAAUUUUGGGACCAAUUGAAGCAGCGCAAUUCUCGAAAUAUUCUCCCUUGACUGUUAAUAAAACUCCGUCUCAAGUGAUUCGCCCGAAUCAGACGCCUAAACAAAGGAGCAUUUUAAAUUACGUUCGCUCACAAGCGAGCCAAGAAUCUCAAACAUCGUCACAAAAGAAGCCUUGCAUCGCCUGCAGUCGGAUCAGUCGAGAUGAAGUAAACGCGCUUUCGGCACUGGCCAAUAAAGGAUUGGCAACGUACAGUGGCGGUUUUUCCCCGAAAGUAACUCAUUUGGUUGUUUCGGUGAACGAACAAAAUUAUUUGAAAGACCACACGAUUAAAUAUAUUCUGGCUGUUGCCGCAGGAAUUUGGGUGGUGAAUUUCAAGUGGGUGCAAGAGUGUCUAGUGAAGAACGCUAUAGUACCAGAAGAACCGUAUGAAGUAUUGGAUAUACACGGCGCAGCAGGUCCACGGCGGGCGAGACUGACCAGGCUGACAAAUCCGCUUUUGAAAGGGUUUAAAAUACACCCAGCGCCCCCAUUUCUCACUACGACUCAAAAGGAGGUUGAGAAUGUCAUAAAAAUGCUCGGAGGUGUGGUGGUGCCAGCACCGGAGUGUCUGUUAGAUGAUAAAACGGGGUAUGUUUGUGUGAUUGUGACUGAAGGAGAUACGCAAGAAUCGGAUUUGUAUAAAACCUGGUUGGAAGCCUUGAAAGUUGUAACGGUGAAUUUAGAAUGGCUGAGCAGAUCAGUUGGACAAUACAAAGUUCUUAGUUUACGGCCCUUUACAAUCUAUUCGGAUGAUUCGAUAUCGAUAGAUUCCCUAGGGUAUCCACCUGAGUUAGUGGCGAAUACGAGUUUCUCUUUCUUUCAACCAACGUAUACCACAGUGCCAUCCAUGGAGGAAUAAAGACUUAUUUCUCCAUCACAGCAUCAAUAAUAACUGAUAAUUUGUUACGUAUAGUUAUAAGCAUUAAAGAGCAAAGUUAUAUUUUUAUACACGAUGAGGAAAUAAAAAGUUAAUUUUCUGUUA
Molecule: messenger RNA, 3922 nt
Organism: Tribolium castaneum (red flour beetle)
Lineage: Eukaryota; Metazoa; Arthropoda; Insecta; Coleoptera; Tenebrionidae
Exons: 6
Coding region: 233-3799 (1188 amino acids)
Biological process (GO): double-strand break repair via homologous recombination; negative regulation of fatty acid biosynthetic process; positive regulation of transcription by RNA polymerase II
Cellular component (GO): plasma membrane; BRCA1-A complex; BRCA1-BARD1 complex
Molecular function (GO): ubiquitin-protein transferase activity
Source: RefSeq, a predicted model, not a curated record